UUCAUUCAGAAAAAUGUUACAUCUACCGAAAAUUGUCGACUUGUUGAAGGAGCUGCAAGAGCAGGAGAAAGAAAUUCAAGAGAUCAUUCUCGAGGAGAGCUUCGCCAGUCCAGAACAGCGACUAGCCCAACUGGAAUCGGUCACAUCACGGAUGCAUCUAUACCAUUCAAGGCGCGGGAAUAUUCUAAUGAGUUUGCAGCAAGAGCUAGGCAAAUAUGAGUACUUCACUCUGCUGGUGAGGCACAUUGCCCAGACGCACAGCUAUUUGAAAUCGCUCAACAAGGCACUGGACUUCCUGUACAAAGUCAACAUCUGCUCCAUCUGCGAUUUGAAAUGUGAGCCGCAUGGCAGGCAUUCCAUGGUGUCCCUGCGUUGUGGCCACCUCUUUGGGCGCCACUGCAUCAACAACGUCCUGCGGGAGAGCUCUCGGUGCCCCACUUGCUCGCGAAGAGCCCGUCAUCACGAAGUCCGCAGGAUCUACGGCUUAAAGUUUUAUCCUCUUUAAGCUGCGUUGAAUUAAUUGAAUUACAUUUUGUUCUUAUGAAACAAGAAUCUUACGCAUCCUUAGCGACAAUAAAAUUUUCAGAAUUGAAAGUAUUUUCAAAUU
Messenger RNA from Drosophila melanogaster (fruit fly), 607 nucleotides. RefSeq lists its product as uncharacterized. Gene Ontology annotation, cellular component: nucleus. The coding region runs from base 14 to 505 and encodes 163 amino acids. The record is from RefSeq and is marked reviewed. Gene Ontology annotation, molecular function: ubiquitin-protein transferase activity. The transcript has a single exon. Gene Ontology annotation, biological process: protein ubiquitination; interstrand cross-link repair. Lineage: Eukaryota; Metazoa; Arthropoda; Insecta; Diptera; Drosophilidae.